AUGAAAGAUCUUCCGCAGAAAACUAGAAACAUCCUAUCGAACGUGAACCCACCGUCCGAGCUGCCCAGCUUCAUUACGGCGAACGUGGCAACAGCUGGUACGGAGAGUGUGUCGCCUUCCAGCAUCAUGCCGGCGGCCAUCGUAGAUGAUGCAGCGAAGAAGGAUGAAACGGAACCAUUCAUACCGACUAAGUUCAGUCCAGCAAUUCCCGCGAGCAAGGACACAUCACAGUUUACCGCGGAGCAAGCAAUGGCUGCGGCUGGUGUCUAUCCGGAGGAACAAACCAACCCUCCGGAACCGGUAGGACGGGAGUUCGCAAACAUGAUACUGAACCCGGAACCGGUCGCAGCCGCAUUAAGCCCAAUUACACAGGGAGGUUCGGCCCUGUUUGGGUGGAUGAAGGGUGCCGUAUCGGGUAGUGGCAUUCUGCAGAAGGUGGCGGAAAAGGCAAAGAAUUCGGUCGACACAAUCGUUACCACGCUGGAUCCACAGAUGAAAGAGUACAUAAAUUCCGGAGGAGACACGGAGGUCAUUGUAGCAUCGGACAAGGACGAUAAGGUGCGACCAAUACGGGAAGCAUUUCAGAACGUUUUUGGCAAGGCCACCAUUAUUGGGCUACCUGCUCAAGCGGUUGGCAUUGCAGCUCAACCGGUUGGUUUUGCGGCUGGACUAAAGGGAGCCGAGCAUCGUAUCAACAGUAUAAGGGCCGAAAAUCCACGUGUGGACGAUCAUCUUCCAGUGGUGGCGGUGGAGAAUUUUGUCGUAGAACUAUUCCCCGAUCAAUGGUUCGAAGCUGGAGCGAUUGUAUUAUUUGACUAUGCGAAAAAUAUUCUGCUGAAAACCGUCACACAGAUGACACCGAUCCCGUUGGCCGUCAUUACGGCACUACAAGCCGAUACGUCGGCAGACUAUAUGCUAAAGGAUACCGGAUUUGCGGCCACGGUCGGCAGCGUUAUGGCAAGAAAUUUGAAUACCUCACAUACCGAGUGGCAUCGGUCGUACACAUCGGUGUCCCGCUCCGAGAUGAUACUGACCGCGGCAAAAACGAUAGCAACGCUCUACAAACGAGCCGUACUCGACUACGAACAGACUACGGCAGCGGCAGUAUCCCAACAGGAUCCGACAGUGGCGGGAUUGCAGGUGGGCAACAACACCGUCCCAUCUGGUACCGGUGGCGGCGGUGCCGGUCCCGAACCGGCGGAAUAAGAAUUAAUGUUCACCAUCAUUAAGGCUUGCCACUGUAAUCACUACUAAACGGACGACUGAAGCGGAUGGACAAAUGAAUUA
Molecule: messenger RNA, 1287 nt
Organism: Anopheles marshallii
Lineage: Eukaryota; Metazoa; Arthropoda; Insecta; Diptera; Culicidae
Product: protein PRRC1-like
Exons: 5
Coding region: 1-1206 (401 amino acids)
Biological process (GO): activation of protein kinase A activity
Cellular component (GO): cytoplasm
Molecular function (GO): protein kinase A regulatory subunit binding
Source: RefSeq, a predicted model, not a curated record